AGGGCCUUCUCCGAUCCUUUUCUUUUUAUCCAUUUUCUCUCUUCUUUGGUUUCUGCAUCUCCUUCUUCAUCCUUAUUCAAUGGAUUCAAGCUCUCGAAUCCUCUCUCUUUCUUUUUUUCCCCUCUUUCCUUAUUUUUCACUCUUUUUCAAAUCCCAUCUUCUUUGUUCUUAUCGUUAUCAUUUAUCUAAAAAGGCUCUAUUCAUCCAUAAGAAAUUAAUUUGGUAUUUGAAAGAUCUGGGUAAAUUGAGUUUUUUCAAGAAGGAAAAAGGUUGAUAGAUUGGAAGAUGGAUUCGGGGGUUUAUCUUCUUCCUCCUAUCCCACGAGCCUCAUGUUCUUGUUAUGUCAUAGAAUAGUUGCUGAAGAGAGUCUCUAUGUUCUUCCCUUUCAACACAGUAGCAUUAGUACUCUUGUGUGGGUAGUGGAUGAAGAGCUCUGCAAUUUCUUGGAUUGGAUGUGGACAAGAUCAGCUCCGUGGGAUUUCAUACAAGAAAUUGAUUCUUCAUAGUUUGUAAUUUUUGGAUAAUUCAUCAUUACUUAAAACAUAAAAAGCCUGCAUCUUUUGUUGUAGAGUUUGUUGAUUUCUUGUUUUACUUGAAUUUCGAUGGAAUUGAAUGCGGAUUUCGAUUGUAGUUUGCGAUGGGAGCUUUUCAAAAAGAUAAGUGGUGGUGAAGGAGAGGUGUUGAUGGACUGAUAGGGUAGCAAUGAUUGGUGAGAUUGGAGGAGAAAGAACCGUGAAGGAGAAAGAGAAAGUGGGAACAACAGAAAAAUUGUAUUUUUACAAAAUUAAUUUUUGAUAUUUGAUUAUUUUUAAAAAAUAUAAUUAAAUCAUUCCAGUUCUCAAACCAAACAAGGUUAUGAUUAUUUGAAUCUAAUCCGCCAUCAUUCAAAUCCGUUUCCAAGUGAUAAAACAAACGCCUCCUUAGUCGUUUGGACAUAAGUUGGGGGCUCUCAUUUUCCUUAAUUUCUAGCCGGACUCGAACUCAAAGAGGAGCUUGAGCCGAAAUUUUCAGGCUCGAGCCGAGCUCGAGUAUUGAAAGUUGAAAUAUUUGUCACUUCAUACACUCCUUUUCUUCUCGUCUUCUUCCUCCUUUCUUCUUCCUCGCCGGGAAAACCAAGCGGCCACCGCCGGAGCUACCGAAACUAGCCGCCAAUAACACGGGUGACGGUAAAAAAAUACGGGUUUAGUUUGGAGGACAUGCAAUCUAUUUGUAGAAAUGCCCAAAGGGCAGGGAGUCAAACAAUUAAUUACUGGAAGCUGGGUUGUUUCAAACCAUUGAGGGAUUCUGAUCCAAUUAUGAAGGCAACCCUUGGUCUGAGUUUCAAAACCUUUCAGAACAUGGAGUUUGCCACCAAAAGUGCCUUCUUGAUGCCAUUCCAUAAUAUUGGCACUUCUCAAGCAGCCAAGCCUUUCUCUGAGUAUACACUGUCUGUAGCUCAAAUGGCAAAUCAUAGAUCAUCUCAGACGUGCUUCUCAACAAUGGAAAAUGCCGGUGUUAAUGUUCCUCUAAAUAACUCUGAUGUACCACAACGCAUUAAAAUGAAGAGGCUUGAUAAAACUGCAAGGCACAUAAUGCAGAUUCUUGAUAAAGAAGCCGUUGAGGAUGUGAAGUCUAAGAGAGAGAUUCCUGAUAUCAGACCUGGUUACUUUGUGCAACUUAAAGUGGAAGUGCCUGAGAACAAAAGACGUGUUUCAACAGUUAAAGGUGUUGUAAUAGCGAGGCGCAAUGCUGGUCUAAAUACCACUUUCAGAUUAAGAAGAUCAGAGGCUGGAGUUGGAUUUGAGUCACUUUUUCUUCUGUAAGUCUCUUUGGGAACUUAAUCCACAUUGAAUCUUGACGUGCUAGCAUGUGGCGGUGCACAAGUUUCUGUGAUUUCCUUUUUCCCCAUGUUUGUCUGAAGACAUUUUCUGGUGAAGAGAAAUUAUAUAGAGUCGAUCAAUUCCAUCCUGCUUCAUGAAGUAGUUAAUAAUUCUUGGCAGGGAUCUACUUCACAAGUCCUUCAUAUGUAUUGCCUGUUUGUGUGGAGUCGAAACUCUUGAUUGACUUGGCUCCUGAUGUGAUUACUUUUAAGGCUAUGUAAUCAUUUUUGGGCUCAUGUGCACUGCAUGGUAUUUACUUUUGGGUUCACUUUGAGAUGUUUAAGCAUGUAUCAGUCCAUUUUUCGCUGUAAUCACUACUUAUUUGUUGUGAUGGUGCUUGUGGUGAUGUUUGAAUCACAUAUUUUGCAUCAGGUACUCGCCAAACAUAAAGGAGAUAAAGAUCCUGGACAAGAAGAAAGUGAGGAGGGCCAAGCUCUACUAUCUCAGGGAUAAAAUGAAUGCUAUGACUGCAUUGAAGAAGAAAAGAAGAUAGGUUGCUGUUUCUGUUUUAGUUAUGGGAAGCUUCAUUGCUCUUGUUUUUGCAGAGCUUAGUUUGAUUUUGUAACAGUUUUAAGUGAAAAGAAAUUUCGAAGAACAUUUCGGGAUUCUAGAUAUUGUGACAAGUGGAAAAAAUAUGAUGGAAUUGUAAACUUUUCAUCAUCUAGGUUAUUUUAUACAAGUAAAGAUCUACUGUGUCAAGAUUUUCAGAUUUUCAUCAUCUAAGUUCGAGUGCUUAGUACAAAAAUACCUAAAACUUCAGUCAAGUGUGAUGCAAAUAUAUAGAGCUAUACACUAUCAAGAUGAAAAAAAUAGGUCAAGCGCGAUCGCGAAUGGAAAAUCACGGUUGGAAUGGUGAUAUUUAUGUUUUUAAUGGAG
Molecule: messenger RNA, 2735 nt
Organism: Oldenlandia corymbosa var. corymbosa
Lineage: Eukaryota; Viridiplantae; Streptophyta; Magnoliopsida; Gentianales; Rubiaceae
Source: the annotation of a GenBank genome assembly